Molecule: messenger RNA, 861 nt
Organism: Chelmon rostratus (copperband butterflyfish)
Lineage: Eukaryota; Metazoa; Chordata; Actinopteri; Chaetodontiformes; Chaetodontidae
Product: neurexophilin-1
Exons: 2
Coding region: 1-861 (286 amino acids)
Molecular function (GO): signaling receptor binding
Source: RefSeq, a predicted model, not a curated record
AUGAAGACCACAUGUCUGUGGGCUGCUGCUCUGCUGCUGCUGCUGCUGCUGUCACUCAUCUCUCUGGCGACCUGUGCUGAAUCGCAGACUGCAGGGAAUUCGGACUUGAGAGAGAGCUCAAAACCCAAAGUGAAGACCUACUGGACCGAAAGCAGCAAGGCCUUCUCCAUCAGCCGUCUGCUCUCCCAGACCCUCUACGGCAAAGAGAACUUCACCUCUCUGGAUAUGAACUACGACGAAGCCGACUCGUACUCUAAACGGGAGCAGUGGAACUGGCUUUACAACGUUUCCAACCCACGCGAUGCUCGAUCCAGGACAAAACGGAGGCCCAUCGUCAAGACCGGAAAGUUCAAGAAGAUGUUCGGUUGGGGCGACUUCCAUUCCAACAUCAAGACGGUGAAGCUCAACCUUCUCAUCACUGGAAAAAUCGUGGAUCACGGCAACGGGACCUUCAGCGUCUACUUCCGCCACAACUCGACCGGUCAAGGCAACGUGUCCGUGGGAUUGGUUCCACCCACAAAAGCUGUGGAGUUCCAGGUCCACCAGCAGCACCAGCAGUACCACCACCAUCACCACCAGCAGCAGCAGACGGCCCUGGAGACCAAGGACACCAAGCUGUUCAACUGUAGGGUGGAGUACGAGAAGGUGGAGAAGGGCACCAGGAACUCACUGUGUGCCCACGACCCCUCGCAGAGCUGCCCGCAGGAGCAGACCCAGAGCCACGUGUCCUGGCUGUGCUCCAAGCCCUUUAAAGUCAUCUGCAUCUUCAUCACCUUCUACAGCACCGACUACAAGCUGGUGCAGAAGGUGUGUCCAGAUUACAACUACCACAGUGACACCCCUUACCUCCCCACCGGGUGA